Messenger RNA from Eimeria tenella, 2148 nucleotides. RefSeq lists its product as uncharacterized. NCBI's taxonomy places the organism in Eukaryota, Apicomplexa, Conoidasida, Eucoccidiorida, Eimeriidae. The transcript is spliced from 13 exons. Gene Ontology annotation, molecular function: mRNA binding. Gene Ontology annotation, cellular component: nucleolus. The coding region runs from base 1 to 2148 and encodes 715 amino acids. Gene Ontology annotation, biological process: regulation of translation. The record is from RefSeq and is a predicted model, not a curated record.
AUGAAGGGCCCUCGAGCUAAUAGAAAGGUGAAGGCCCAGCGCCAUGGGAGGCCGUCUGUUCGACCGGCACGGCGGAGAGGACCAAAGAAGAACCAGAAAGCCCAAGGCAAAAAAAGGCUAACGGAGAAACGAACAAGAGAGCAACAAGGUGGGUUCCUUCCAAAGCGCCCAGAUAUCAAAGGCCUCGACAGUGACACUGGUUCCAAAGCUGCGCGCAAGAAGGCUGAGCGCAAAUUCAACAAACAUGCGAAGAAACAAGUUCAGGCACAGAACACUGACGGAGAUAGGGAAAACAAGGACUUCAAAGGUGCAAAGGGUCCCCAACGGCCUCAGGAAAGGCCCCGAAAUGGCCAACUCAAAGAUGGCGCCUUGAAAGGUGGUCGCAGCGGCGAAGAGCCCCGCAAGCGGAAGCUUGUGAAUGGGCAGGAGAGGUUGCGCGCUAUCCUAGACAAGUUUCCGCAUCUGCUUCUUCCUGGUGAGACAGCGGACGCUGCAGUUGCUGCGUGCUUUAAGAAGGCAGGAAAUUCCAACAAAGCGUUUGAAACUGGUCCUUCAGAGUGCGCUGAAAACGAAGCACAAGGAGUCUCCGGCGAUAGCCAGCAACGGCAGCAGUUGAGCGGCAGCAAGCGUCGUAAGCUGCUGAGGCUAGUGAUCAACAGCAAAACAGCUGAGAAUAAAGUGUUUGUACACGAGUCGUAUCAACUCUACAAUGACAUACUGCGCAGCAUAAGAACAGCAGAGGGCCCUGGGGGAGCCAGCGAAAGCUCCGACAGUCCUGGUGAACCUGGUGCUCCCCGCCGCAACAAGGACUUAAAGAGCUUGGUGAAGAGUGCCGUGAACUUCUUAGAAGGCCCGCUUUCCCGAAAGGACCGCCACAGCUGCACAGCGCGUCUCGCCCAAAUUUGUUUGAAAUAUGCUGAGGGAGACACCCGCAAGCGCCUGUGGGAUUUGCUUUCUAAGGACUUUACCGUCUUCUGCGAGUGCAAGUCGUUUCAUCAUGUAUGCAUUAAAAUGUAUCUGUACGGCACUACGGAACAAAAGGAGAAGCUCGCAGCACUGCUGGCCAGUCGCAGAGACACCGCAUUUACAAAGCAUGGUGCAGCCGUCUGGGAGUACAUUUAUACCUCUCAGAAAACAGCACUGGGGCAGCAGAAGCUGCUAAAUUCUCUACUGCUGGAGCCGGCGCUGCUUGUGGCUGUCCCAAACGUGCUGCAAGCGGCGUCGUUUGCUCAGGUGGCAGGACUCCUGUCGGAAGAACAGAAGGCCACGACCCUUGAGAAGAUCAGCACUUUUAUUCAAAAAUUUGUCGACAAGGAGCUGCUAAGUAAGGCGUACGUACACCGCAUUCUGAAGGGUUAUUGCAGCGUGGCUUCCGCGGAACAGCAAAGCGCUAUCUGGAAGACCGUCUGCGAAGGCGCCCUGCACCUGGCCACAACCAAGGAUGGCGUGGAAGAGAUUCUGCCAAAGUCCCUUGAUUUGGCGUUCGACCCCUACGGGCACCUGUUGCUGCUCCAGCUACUGCAACAAGAUGGUGUGUGCAGGCAGCUGCCAACGCACUACCAGGCCCUUCUGUCGCUACCCUCGCCCACCAGCCUCAAGUCGCUCUCUCAGCGGUUAUCGGAGCUGCGGCCAACUAUUACAUCUGCCCUUUGUGCUGCAUUUGAAUCCAUCCCAGUGGCGGCAACAGAAGGCCAGCGUGUGGUAGGGGAUCUUCUGCGAGACAAUUGCGCCUCGAAAGUCUUAUUGCUGUUUUCGUCUCUCCCUGAAGGAGAGACAGCGGCGCUCAAGGCAAUAGAUGCCCUCGGAGCUGAUCUCGAGAGGGAGACACCAGAGCUACUUAACAAUCCAGCAUCUCAGCGGGCCGCCUGUGGCCUGAUUAAGUCAGGAAGUCCAGCGGUAUUGUCGCGUGCUUGGUCCACCUUUGAGUCUCGCCUAUCCUCUGCCUUGGAGACAAAGGGAGUGUUCGUUGUCGCGCGAAUUCUCAAGACGGCUGCGGAGACGAAACAGACGGAUAUGGAAGCAGAAGUGAGAGGGCGGCUGGACGAGAAGACACUAAGCGCCGCGGAGGCAUCACUCGCAAAGUCAGCCGAUGCCUCUGGCUUCACCUCAGCCUUCGUCAGUGAGUUUUUCUUUACCAACACUGAUUGA